CUCACGCGCGCGUCCUCCCGCCUCUCCCCCAGGGGGCGCGCUCUGAUGACGUAGGAGGCAUCAUGGCCGCCGCUAGGCCGGGAAGGUGAAGUUGGCAUCGGUGGAGGCCACACAAGCAACAGCCAACCUCCCAACUGAAGCCCUUACGGAUAAGGAGAAUGCAGAUUCUGCACUUCUUUGUGACUUCAGCCAUGGCUAUCCUGUGAGGUCUCUCACUACCUGGAAACGCAAUGUCCCUGCUCUUCUCCCGAUGCAACUCCAUUGUCACUGGCAAGAAGGACAAGCGACACAUGGCCGAGGUGAAUGCGUCCCCACUCAAGCAUUUUGUCACCGCCAAAAAGAAGAUCAAUGGGAUUUUCGAGCAGCUGGGGGCCUACAUCCAGGAGAGUGCCACCUUCCUGGAAGACACCUACCGGAAUGCAGAGCUGGACCCGGUCACCACGGAGGAGCAGGUUCUGGAUGUCAAAGGUUACCUGGCCAAAGUCCGGGGCAUCAGUGAGGUGCUGGCCCGGCGGCACAUGAAGGUGGCCUUCUUUGGCCGGACGAGCAAUGGCAAGAGCACGGUGAUCAACGCCAUGCUGUGGGACAAGGUGCUGCCCUCAGGGAUCGGCCACACCACCAACUGCUUCCUGCGCGUGGAGGGCACAGACGGCCAUGAAGCCUUCCUGCUCACUGAGGGCUCGGAGGAGAAGAAGAGCGUCAAGACCGUAAACCAGCUGGCCCACGCCCUCCAUCAGGAUGAGCAGCUGCACGCAGGCAGCCUGGUCAGUGUGAUGUGGCCCAACUCCAAGUGCUCAUUGCUCAGGGAUGAUCUGGUGCUGAUGGACAGCCCUGGCAUCGAUGUCACCACGGAGCUGGACAGCUGGAUCGACAAGUUCUGCCUGGACGCUGACGUGUUUGUGCUGGUGGCCAAUUCGGAGUCCACUCUGAUGCAGACGGAGAAGCAAUUCUUCCACAAGGUCAGCGAGCGCCUCUCCCGGCCCAACAUUUUCAUCCUCAACAACCGCUGGGAUGCAUCUGCCUCGGAGCCCGAGUACAUGGAGGAGGUGCGGCGGCAGCACAUGGAGCGCUGCACUGGCUUCCUGGUGGAUGAGCUGGGUGUGGUGGACCGAGGCCAGGCUGGAGACCGCAUCUUCUUCGUGUCUGCCAAGGAGGUGCUCAACGCUCGGAUCCAGAAGGCUCAGGGCAUGCCUGAAGGAGGGGGCGCUCUGGCCGAGGGCUUUCAAGUGAGGAUGUUGGAGUUUCAGAAUUUCGAGAGGAGGUUUGAGGAGUGCAUAUCCCAGUCCGCUGUGAAGACCAAAUUUGAGCAGCAUACGGUCCGAGCCAAGCAGAUCGCCGAGGCCGUGCGCCUCAUCAUGGAUUCGCUGCAUGUGGCAGCCCAGGAGCAGCGUGUUUACUGCCUGGAGAUGCGCGAGGACCGGCAGGAGCGGCUUCGCUUCAUCGACAAACAGCUGGAGCUCCUGGCACAAGACUACAAACUGCGGAUCAAGCAGCUCACUGAGGAGGUGGAGAGGCAGGUGUCCACAGCCAUGGCCGAGGAGAUCCGGCGGCUCUCCGUGCUGGUGGAUGACUACCAGAUGGACUUCCACCCCUCCCCAGUGGUCCUCAAGGUCUACAAGAACGAGCUGCACCGACACAUCGAGGAAGGGCUGGGCCGGAACAUGUCUGAGCGCUGCUCGACGGCCAUCGCUGGUUCACUGCAGGCCAUGCAGCAGGACAUGGUCGAUGGCCUGAAGCCCUUGCUGCCGGCGACCGUGCGCAGUCAGAUGGACGUGCUGGUCCCUCGGCAAUGCUUCUCCCUCAGUUACGACCUCAACUGUGACAAGCUGUGCGCCGACUUCCAGGAGGACAUCGAGUUCCACUUCUCUCUGGGCUGGACCAUGCUGGUCAACAGGUUUCUGGGCCCCAAGAACAGCCGCCGAGCCUUGAUGGGCUAUAAUGACCAGGUGCAGCGACCCUUGCCCCUGACGCCCGCCAAUCCCAGCAUGCCCCCACUGCCUCAGGGCUCGCUCACCCAGGAAGAACUCAUGGUGUCCAUGGUCACCGGCCUGGCCUCCCUCACGUCCAGGACCUCCAUGGGCAUCCUUGUGGUCGGAGGAGUGGUGUGGAAGGCCGUGGGCUGGCGGCUCAUCGCUCUGUCCUUCGGGCUCUACGGCCUCCUGUACGUGUACGAGCGCCUGACCUGGACAACCAAGGCCAAGGAACGGGCUUUCAAGCGCCAGUUCGUGGACUACGCUAGCGAGAAGCUGCAGCUCAUCAUCAGCUACACGGGCUCCAACUGCAGCCACCAAGUGCAGCAGGAACUCUCUGGAACCUUCGCUCAUCUCUGCCAGCAAGUUGACAUUACCCGGGAGAACUUGGAGCAGGAGAUCGCUGCUAUGAACAAGAAGAUUGAGGUUCUUAACUCACUUCAGAGCAAGGCCAAGCUGCUCAGGAACAAAGCGGGCUGGCUGGACAGCGAACUCAGCAUGUUCACACACCAGUACCUGCAGCCAAGCAGAUAGUGGCCACGGGGCCCCCCACCCCCACCUCCCCCUCUCCUCACCCCUAGAUGUCAGCCCUCCUUCUUCGCCUGUGCCAUGGGAAGACCUACCUGAUCAUUCCCUCAGAGGCCACCAUGUAAACGAUGAUGUGGAUGGUGUGGACCCUGGAGAACUCUUGCUUUGUUGGGGGCCCCCAAUGGAGGAGCAUGUGAUGCUUGAAAAGGCCCUGGGACUUUGCCACAUCACAGGAUGCCGCUGGGUGCCCCUCGUGUCAGCAGACACCCCAUCCGUCUCUGCCCCUUCAGACAGACACGUAUAUACACACAUAUCCAACACAUUCACACACAUGCAUAUGCUCAUCACAUACACACAGUCGUUCUCCUGCAGUGACACAGUCAGGCACACUAUUGUCACCUGAGUGGGCUGAGCUGCUUCCCGCCGGCAGCAAACCUGGCCCAGGGCCUGUGACCUUGUGUCACUUUGUCCUUUAGCUUUGCUCUUUGUCCUUGUGGUGGGGCUCAGUCCGCCAUGGUUUGGGGGGGUGCAGGAGCCGCUGUCUUCGAGGCAGCAGCUGGAAGAGGAGAGGCGUUGAGGGCUGUGGGGUGUGGAGGGGCUCAGGCAGGCACUGUCACGGCGGGAAGGGCGGCCUGGCCUUGCCCGCUGAGUGUUCGGUGAUGGUCUGUGGUCUGAGUAGAGAGAGGAUGUGAUGGGAGGGAGGGUGGUGGAAGGUCAGUCGGAGCCUCGCUACUCCAUGUGAGGCCCGUGGGGUGAGAGUCCCCCCACUCGCUUGUGGCACUUCAGUUCUCCCCAUGCUCUACACCCCAUUCCUGGCCAUUGGCAGUUGCACUUAGUGACCAUAAGGCCAUUGACACCCAGUUCUCUGGCUCCCUGUGCCUGGGAGCCACCUUAUUGGUCCAAUGACCUGUUUCCUGUUAUCCACUUAAGAGGUUUUGCCACCAGCACAAGUGGGGCUGGGUCCCGGUCCCUUUCUCUAAGGUGUGGGGCAAGGGUCUCUCCUCGGGGUGGCAGAGCCUUGGCCGUGCAGACCCAAGGACGUCCAAAACAGGCCCUAGAUAAAUGGGCCUCGUCCUAGGCUCUGGCUGCGGUUGCACAAUGACACCCCAGGACCCCGCUGUCUCCCACGCCAAAGACAAAGUAGGCGCUCAACGUGCCAGAAGAAACUGGUGUUCCACAACUCCAAGAACUGCUGUUUUUUGUUUGGGGGGAGGGGGGGUGUCUUUAAUUUGAAUGACCAUUCAUGAAUAUUUUUAAGGUAGCCCUGGCAUGAAAUAUGAUUUUGAGCUUCUUAUGUUCGAUGAAAUUUAUACCACUGAGGGAGAGACGGAAGAAGCGUGGCAGAAAAGCACUUUAAUUUCAUGCUGCUACGACCUCAAGCUCUUUUCGAUGUUUGUUUGCUGGAGCGGGAGAUGGCGUGGGGCCCGGUGAGGUUUUUUUUUUUCUCCGCUGUAUUUAAGGUGAUUAUUUUUGCCUGAAUUUCCCCCCCUGUAUCAGUGCUGAUAAUAUCGGAGACUCAAAUAAACCCUGGUUGGAAACCCA
Molecule: messenger RNA, 4040 nt
Organism: Suncus etruscus (white-toothed pygmy shrew)
Lineage: Eukaryota; Metazoa; Chordata; Mammalia; Eulipotyphla; Soricidae
Gene: MFN2
Product: mitofusin 2
Exons: 20
Coding region: 231-2504 (757 amino acids)
Biological process (GO): mitochondrion localization; mitochondrial fusion
Cellular component (GO): mitochondrial outer membrane
Molecular function (GO): GTPase activity; GTP binding
Source: RefSeq, a predicted model, not a curated record